CGGGCAAUUCGAAAUAUCGCGAGACUUCCCUCCCCACUCUGUUCGUGACCACGUCAAGGGAAACCAGAAGUUAGAAAUCAUGGCGGAGCGCAGGAGACACAAGAAGCGAAUUCAGGAGGUCAGUGAACCUACCAAGGACGAGAAGGCAGUGGCCAAGUACCUGCGCUUUAACUGCCCCACCAAAUCCACCAACAUGAUGGGACAUCGAGUGGAUUACUUUGUCGCUUCUAAAGCAGUCGAAUGUCUGCUGGAUUCAAAGUGGGCCAAAGCAAAGAAGGGCGAGGACGCUUUGUUCACAACCAGAGAGUCGGUGGUGGACUACUGCAACAGGCUCCUAAAGAAGCAGUUUUUCCACCGAGCCCUUAAAGUGAUGAAGAAGAAGCCUGAGAAAGAUGCAAAGAAAGAGAAAGAAAAAGAGAAAGAGAAAGAAAAAGAUAAGGCUAAAAGUGACAGUGGCAAAGAAGAGGAGAAAAAAAGCAAAAAGGACAAAGAUAAAAAGAAGGACUCUGAGGCUGUAGACACAAAGAAGGAAAAAAAUGAUGACAGUCCAGGAUCUCCAAAGAAGAAGAAGGACGUGAAAAAGAAAUUCAAGCUGGAACCUCACGAGGACCAACUGUUCUUGGAUGGCAAUGAGGUUUAUUUUUGGAUUUACGAUCCAGUCCAUUUCAAAACCUUUGCCAUGGGCUUGAUUCUAGUGAUUGCCGUCAUCGCAGCCACUCUGUUCCCGCUGUGGCCCGCUGAGAUGAGAGUUGGUGUGUAUUACCUGAGCGUGGCAGCGGGAUGCUUCGUCGCAGGCAUACUUCUCCUGGCCGUUGCUCGCUGCAUCCUGUUCAUGAUCAUCUGGUUAGUGACCGGUGGCCGUCAUCACUUCUGGUUCCUACCGAACUUGACAGCCGACGUGGGCUUUAUCGACUCCUUCCGUCCCCUCUACACGCACGAAUACAAGGGUCCGCGCUCCAGCGCCAAGAAAUCCAGCAGCGAGAAAUCCGACGACAAGGGUGCAGAUUCAAGCAAAGCGCAGAAAUCAGAUAGCGAGGACAAAUCGGACAGCGAGAAGAAAGACGGCGAUGAGGAAGAGGAUGAAGACGACAAUAAAGAAAUUGAGGCGAGCGAGGAAGCAGGUGCAGAACGUCAGUCGGACACGGACAGUGACAGACGAGAGGAUGAAGGGUCGCAGCACAGCAACGGCAACGACUUUGAAAUGAUCACCAGAGAAGAGCUGGAGCAGCAUACGGAGGAGGAGGAAGAAGAAGAAGAAGAUGAUGAGGAAGAGCCAAGUGAGACAAAGCCCUUGACUGUUCAGACAUAAACGUUUUCCUCACGCCGCACACAUACUCCCAUGCUCCAUGUGGACCUGCUGACGUACUUCUGUCAUGUUCAGAAGAUGUUUCCCAUUUCUGUUCAGGCUGAGAUCUUCCUCUGAAAACAGACAGGCUUAAAGGUUAAACGAGAGCAGGAAACGGCUACGAUGACAAUGAAAAUAUUUGCAAAGGCUGUUGGGUUUCCCUAAUAAUGCUUCCCCCACUAUGGAUGCAACAAGUCUCCCUGACCCCAUGUUUCUCUGGUUUACUUCAUUUUUCUUUUUCGUUCAUGUUAACUAUCUAAUGUAAAGGAUUUUGUUGUAUAAACAUGUCGGUAAUGUUAAGAAGGACUGGACUGGUGAACUUUCUCAAUGGUUUUUAACCCACAGGUUCGCUUUCCAAUCUAGUGAGAAAAAAUUCAAAUCUGAAAGUUUUUUUCAUUUCGUUUCUUUUGUACCAUUAGAUACAUUGGAUAAUUUGGACGGACCAAGAUAUUUUGUCUUAGAUACCUAAUAAGUGUUACUAUCUAUCAUAAAUCUCAAUGGCACUUGACCUGUGACAUUUCUGUGUGGAACUCUGGGAGAUCUUGCUUGCUUUGAGACGAGAGCUGUGUUUUUGUGCGCUUGUGACACGAUCUGCCUCACGUUUUGUCACCCUGAUGAGAAAUAGACCUUGUUAACGCAAACAGAGAAGUUAAUAAAUCAGAACGGUAUCUUUGAUUGAGGUAGGCAGUUAUUUAAAACCAAACUCCAUUUGAGUCUCAUGAGGUCGACUGCAUUCAGAAGGGGAAACUACAUCCACAUUUGUGCCAAAUGAUGCGGGAUGUUGAUGCUUUUUUCAUAUGCAUUCAGUUUAUGACCAACUUCCAGUUAAAUAGAUUUCAAACAUGUCAUGCAGUAACUCACAUCCAUGCAUCAUAGUCUCUGGUUCUGGUUAUCCCAUCUGUUGUUCAAACUCUGAGGUUGACAAAUCGUACUUCCCCGAGGGGCUGUGGUCCAAAAUAGCCUGUUAGUAGUUAGUUUGUGUUUUAAUAGAGCCGAGGUCCAAUACUAUCCUUCCGUGGGGUUGCAUACUUUUGGCUAGAGUAUUAUUUUACAUUAGCUGUUUCUUUGACUCAUACUGAGGAUACUAUUUAAGAGAUGAAAUACAAAUGUAUCAUUUAUAUAUGGAUUCUAUAAAUCUACCAGAGAUGUUCAUGCCAGCAGUUAAAGUUCAGCAUGAACUGUACUCAAUUUUAUAAUGUCAGACAUGCAGGUUUUUCGUUUGACUGCAUUUUGUACAAAUACUAAAGCCACCAAUAAAUGUUUUCAGUGCUGAUGAUGUUGGAAAGAUUGUUUCUGGACAAUUUAUUGGAGUUAGAAUGCAGAAAACAUCUGAAUUCUGUUCAUCUGCAGUGCUUUGAUUUCUAGUGGGUAUCAAACGCACACAAGAGGCUGCAAAGGUGUUUUUCUCUAUUAAAAAACUGAUAAACCUUGUUAAAGCAUCGCUCACAAUUCAUGGUCAUCUCAAGGAGCAGGGAAACCCCUCGUGCCCAAGUGAACGUCUCACUUUCUUCUUAAAAUGCUAUGAAUCUUUAACCAUGUCUGUAAGUAGAUGAUCUUGCUGGUCACACUUAGUGUUCUUGUAGAAAUGCUAUGUAUGUCUUCAAUAUUCUUUGUCUUUGAAGACCUGGAUAGGCUGGACAUGACACCAUGUGUGUAGACAUUUGUAUUUUCUUUCUAUUGAACUUCACUCACCUUUGUUUUCUGUCCCAUUGUCUUUAUGAGAGAUAAAGAUGCUGAUAUGCCAGAUGAUUUUUUUUUUUUUUGGCAGGAAAUUUUAUUUGCCUUUGGCUGUCUGUCAUAAAAUGUAGUGA
Sinocyclocheilus rhinocerous is the source of this 3156-nucleotide messenger RNA. RefSeq names its product translocation protein SEC62-like. The transcript has 8 exons. Gene Ontology annotation, cellular component: endoplasmic reticulum; endoplasmic reticulum membrane. The record is from RefSeq and is a predicted model, not a curated record. The coding region runs from base 80 to 1309 and encodes 409 amino acids. Gene Ontology annotation, biological process: post-translational protein targeting to membrane, translocation. NCBI's taxonomy places the organism in Eukaryota, Metazoa, Chordata, Actinopteri, Cypriniformes, Cyprinidae.